Molecule: messenger RNA, 2549 nt
Organism: Arvicanthis niloticus (Nile rat)
Lineage: Eukaryota; Metazoa; Chordata; Mammalia; Rodentia; Muridae
Source: RefSeq, a predicted model, not a curated record
UGCGCGUGCGCGGUGCAGAGUGGUGGGCGAGCCGCGGCGCUAGCAGUUCAGCGUCGACGUAAGGCACGAGAACCAACUGGCCGACGCUGGGACGGAUGCAGGCCGUCGGCUGCGACCCAGGCCUGGGUCAGUGAGGAGCGCUCCGUCCCACUCGGCCGGUUCCGCUUUUCUCAGACGCUGCGCUAGUUUGGAACCGGCCGGUGUGCGAGUCGAGGCCCAGGCUGGGUGUGAGCUCCUACACUGCGCCUCGCUGGCUGAGGUGAAGGACAGCCCGCUUUGACCACAGAACCCCAAGGAUUAAGGGAUAUAAAAGGUGUUUUUAAAUGAUUUGAUUUGUGAGGCAUAGUCAGGACCAGAUGAGACCCCGUCAGUUGUUACAUAGGACUAUUAAAACUUGAAUGUUGUCCCCAGAACAUUCAGGUUAAUAUCUUUGACAUAAUUAAACUGCUUGGUAAAUAAAUUGUAAUUAGUGUGGUUGGGGACCAGUGAGUCUCUAAUGACACAAAAAGUGGACUGGCACUUGAUCUCAAAAGAGGCUCUCCUGUAAUAUCGAUGUACAACUGGUUUCAUCACUAAAUUGUUGGUACUGUCGACUAAUUAAGCAACAUUUGUCGUUCCUCAACAUGAAAGAGUUAAGAAGUCUUCAUUCCUUUCCUGCAUAUCAGAGCAGUUUCCCUGCAUAGAGAACUGGAGUAAUGCUUACAAACAACUGGCAAAUUGAAGAUUGCAGUGGUCUAAGCUCUGUGUUGAAGUAACAUUAAUUGGACUGCAAGUACCAUUUUGGGGUAACCCAAGUCUGUUAGUGGAACCAUGAAAGUUCUGUUGGUGUUUGACUUUGACAAUACAAUCAUAGAUGACAACAGUGACACCUGGAUUGUACAGUGCGCUCCAGACAAAAAGCUUCCCAUUGAGCUACAAGAUUCUUAUCAAAAGGGGCUUUGGACAGAAUUUAUGGGCAGAGUCUUUAAGUAUUUGAGAGAUGAGGGGGUAAAAGAAGAUGAACUGAAGAGGGCAGUGACGUCACUGCCCUUCACCUCAGGGAUGAUAGAACUUCUCAGCUUUCUGAGGAUGAAUAAGGACAGAUUUGACUGUAUCAUCAUUUCUGAUUCAAAUUCCAUCUUCAUAGAUUGGGUUUUAGAAGCUGCUGCUUUUCGUGAUGUCUUUGAUAACGUGUUUACCAAUCCAGCAUCUUUUGAUAGCAAUGGUCGUCUCACAGUGAAAAAUUGCCAUAGUCAUUCUUGCACUAGGUGCCCAAAGAAUCUUUGCAAAAAUACAGUUUUGGGAGAAUUUAUAGAUAAACAGUUAAAAAGGGGAGCAAGAUAUACACGGAUUGUUUAUAUAGGCGAUGGUGGAAAUGAUGUCUGUCCAGUAACUUUUUUAAAGAAAAAUGAUGUUGCCAUGCCACGGGAAGGAUAUACUUUACAUAGAACUCUUGCCAAAAUGUCUCAAAACCUUGAGCCUGUGGAGUCAUCUCUUGUAGUUUGGUCUUCAGGUGUUGAAAUAAUUUCUCAUUUACAAUGUCUAAUGAAGAUGUGAUGUGCCAACCAUCGAAAUGUGUAUGUUAAGGUCGGGCUCAGCAACAUAAAACUCAGUUCCCAAUAUUAGUACCUUUAAGGAUGUGAGAGGUUUUCCUUUAAAAGAAUUCUGGUGGGAUGUCAAGGCCACCUCAUUGCUCAGCCAACCUCAGCUUUUGGUUCUAACCCAUGGUUUGAGAUUGAUAUCGAAGCUUCAGUCCUCACAACAAACAGUGUGACCAGCAAGAACCAGGGCAGUAGGAGUUUACCCUUUGUUCAAGAAUAUUUUCCAAUUGUAUCAAACAGUUCUUUUUGAAUACCACUAUCCAAAACCUGGUCAGAGCCUUCCCCAACUGCAAAGAUGGGAAAUAUAGCUUUCAUUCUAGGUGGUCACGUGUCUGGGAAAAAGUGGAAAAACAAUACAUAAUUGAGGUAUGUGGAACUCAUAGUCUAUACUAAGGAUGGUUAAUAGAUUCUGGUUUUUUUUUUUUUAAUUUCUGAAGAAAGUAGCUUUAUUUUACUCUUAUUUUUAAAAUAUAUGCAAUAGUUACAAAUGUUGAAAGUAGCUGAUGGGCUCUCUUCCCCUGCUGUCAGCAAGUCAUACAGACAGUCAAGUGUGUUCAAGACUCAGCUUCUCCCACAGCCUGCUACUAUGGCCAAGGAAGGCAUUAUUGCUGGAGGUGUGAUGGAUGCUAAUACUGCCUAACAGGAGCACUGAGGACUGCCUUCAUCCCAGAGGGCCCAGCAUGAGCAUCAUGCAAAGCUGCCAAAGCCUUAGGCAUGGGCGUGACUGAACCCAAUUGUGAUGAGCCUGUGUGUGUCAGGUUGGUGGAGGAGCUUUGUGCUGAGCGUGAGGAUCAACCUAAUUAGGCUUCUGGGAAAACAUGAGCGGGAACCCUAUAAAAGUGGUUGUGGUGUGUUAAGGGUGCUAAUUGAAGACUACUUCAAGUGCAAGAAAUAAAACUGGCUUUAUUUUCUCCACAACAACAAAAGCCCGAUACUUGAUUCACAUAAGAAUAAAAGCUCUCAAAUGUA